Molecule: messenger RNA, 10296 nt
Organism: Callithrix jacchus (white-tufted-ear marmoset)
Lineage: Eukaryota; Metazoa; Chordata; Mammalia; Primates; Cebidae
Gene: SPTLC2
Product: serine palmitoyltransferase long chain base subunit 2
Biological process (GO): sphingosine biosynthetic process; ceramide biosynthetic process
Cellular component (GO): serine palmitoyltransferase complex
Molecular function (GO): serine C-palmitoyltransferase activity; pyridoxal phosphate binding
Source: RefSeq, a predicted model, not a curated record
GGCAAAUGUGAAGGGCCCGUGAAAGACAUCUAAAUUAUUACUUAUAAUAAUUCAGAAAUUGAAUGUCUGGUGCAUACUGAAGAAUUGUGAGAGGUUGUCAAAAAAUCUAUAAACACUCACAGAGGAAUCAGCUAAUUAAAUAAGGGAGCUUUUUGUCUUUGGGCUAGGAUAUAAACCCCAGAACUUCCUGAGAGGCAAGGGCAGAGAGGGCGCCACCUGUCCUGGAGAACCUGGAGCCCGCUCUAAAGACUUCGGCUCAGCCCCUUUUCUUUCCUCAAACUCUAAUUGGCUACUUCUUCCUGGGCCCUGCCUCCUCCUCGGUCUGGACCAUUAAACAGCCAAGCCCUACCCAGGACCUGGAUGCGGCCUCCAAUCAGGUGCCAGGCCCUCGAGUCCCUCUAAGGAAGCCCCUUCUCCACCAGCGAGGAGCCUUGCUCUCGUCCGUGAUUGGCCAGGCAGCAGCAUGGAUCCUCCUCCUUCUCUUUCAGAUUGGUCAGCGGUCCUCAGGCGCACGUCCCUCUCAGCCGGUCCCGCCGCUCUUCCUCUUGGCUGCGCUGUCUGUGGCAAGCCCGGUCCUCAGCGGCGAGGGCCCCGCCCCCUGUAAAGGCCCGCCCGGGAAUUGGCGGCGGCGCUGCAGCCAUUUCCGGUUUCUGGGAGGUGGGUGGGGUGCGGAGCGGGACUUCGAGCAGCCGCCGCCGCCGCUGCCGCCGACCACAGAACCUUUCUUGCUACUGGUCCUGCCAGGACGAUGCGGCCGGGGCCCGGAGGCUGCUGCUGCCGCCGCCCGGUGCGGGCGAACGGCUGCGUGACCAACGGGGAAGUGCGGAACGGAUACGUGAAGAGCAGCGCCUCAGCCGCAGCAGCCGCCGCCGGCCAGAUCCAUCAUGUUACACAAAAUGGAGGACUGUAUAAAAGACCAUUUAAUGAAGCUUUUGAAGAAACACCAAUGCUGGUUGCUGUGCUCACAUAUGUGGGGUAUGGCGUACUCACCCUCUUUGGAUAUCUUCGAGAUUUCUUGAGGCAUUGGAGAAUUGAAAAGUGUCACCAUGCAACAGAAAGAGAAGAACAAAAGGACUUUGUGUCAUUGUAUCAAGAUUUUGAAAACUUUUAUACAAGGAACCUCUACAUGAGGAUAAGAGACAACUGGAAUCGGCCAAUCUGUAGUGUGCCUGGAGCCAGGGUGGACAUCAUGGAGAGACAAUCUCAUGAUUAUAAUUGGUCCUUCAAGUAUACAGGGAAUAUAAUAAAAGGUGUUAUAAACAUGGGUUCCUACAACUAUCUUGGAUUUGCACGGAAUACUGGAUCAUGUCAAGAAGCAGCCGCCAAAGUCCUAGAGGAGUAUGGAGUUGGAGUGUGCAGCACUCGGCAGGAAAUUGGAAACCUGGACAAACAUGAAGAACUGGAGGAGCUUGUAGCAAGGUUCUUAGGAGUAGAAGCUGCUAUGGCGUAUGGCAUGGGAUUUGCAACGAAUUCAAUGAACAUUCCUGCUCUUGUUGGCAAAGGUUGCCUGAUUCUGAGUGAUGAACUGAACCAUGCAUCACUGGUUCUGGGAGCCAGACUGUCAGGAGCAACCAUUCGAAUCUUCAAACACAACAACAUGCAAAGCCUAGAGAAGCUAUUGAAAGAUGCCAUUGUUUAUGGUCAGCCUCGGACACGAAGGCCCUGGAAGAAAAUUCUAAUCCUUGUGGAAGGAAUAUAUAGCAUGGAAGGAUCUAUUGUUCGCCUUCCUGAAGUGAUUGCCCUCAAGAAGAAAUACAAGGCAUACUUGUAUCUGGAUGAGGCUCACAGCAUUGGGGCCUUGGGCCCCACAGGCCGGGGUGUGGUGGAGUACUUUGGCCUGGAUCCUGAGGAUGUGGAUGUUAUGAUGGGAACAUUCACAAAGAGUUUUGGUGCUUCUGGAGGAUACAUUGGAGGCAAGAAGGAGCUGAUUGACUACCUGAGAACACAUUCUCAUAGUGCAGUGUAUGCCACAUCACUGUCACCUCCCGUAGUGGAGCAGAUCAUCACCUCGAUGAAGUGUAUCAUGGGACAGGAUGGCACCAGCCUUGGUAAAGAGUGUGUACAACAGUUAGCUGAAAACACCAGGUAUUUCAGGAGACGCCUGAAAGAGAUGGGCUUCAUCAUCUAUGGAAAUGAGGACUCUCCAGUAGUGCCUUUGAUGCUCUACAUGCCUGCCAAAAUUGGCGCCUUUGGACGGGAGAUGCUGAAGCGGAACAUCGGUGUCGUUGUGGUGGGAUUUCCUGCUACCCCGAUUAUUGAGUCCAGAGCCAGGUUCUGCCUGUCAGCAGCUCAUACCAAAGAAAUACUUGAUACUGCUUUAAAGGAGAUAGAUGAAGUUGGGGACCUAUUGCAGCUGAAGUAUUCCCGUCAUCGGCUGGUGCCUCUACUGGACAGGCCCUUUGAUGAGACGACCUAUGAAGAAACAGAAGACUGAGCCUUUCUGGUGCUCCCUCAGAGGAAUUCUCCCUCACCCAGGACAGCGUGUGGCCUUUGUGAGCCGGUUCCAGGAACCACACUUCUGUGGCCAUCUCAUGUGAAAGACAUUUCCUCAACUACUGAAGGUGGCCAUCUCUACUCUAAAUGACAUUUUGUAAAUAGUAAAAACUGCUUCAAAUCCUUCCUUUGCUAAAUCUCACCUUUAAAAACAAAGGUGACUCACUUUGCUUUUUGGUCCAUUAAAAAAACAUUUUAUUUUAUAAUCAUUCUACUUGUGAAAUCACACUGACCCUAGCCUGUCUCUGGCCAACCACACAGGCCAGGCCAUUCCCCUCUCCCAGCACCUCACGAACUCGGGCCCAUCAAGAGCUACUGCUGGCUCUGGCUCCACAGCCUGGAGACUUACCUGGCCCUCCUCCCUAGGGAGCAAGUGCCUUCCACUUACUUCCCAUCCAGGUCUCAGAGGUGGCCAACCUUGGAAUCUUUCUUUAACCAUUCACGUAAUCAACUGAAGUAUUCACCCUUUAAUCUUAAGUUUAGUCUUUUAAGAAAACAGUAAACGAUGACUGCUGAAAGUCUUAUUGUGUAACCUCCCAAGGGUUUGGUCUUACUCCAUUUUGUUCUGGUCACCAGAUGAUUUCUUCCUUUACCAUCAAAUAUUUAUUCAUAAUGGUCACAGUCAGAGGAUAUGCCCAAAUUCUGGUUUUUCCCAAGCUCUAACCGUAACACAUCCCACCCCCUUUUUAAAGCACUUACUGUUGUCAGAGCACCAUAUUCCACCCUGGUGAGAAGGCCCCUCUCACAUCUGAGUGUUGGGUACAAAGCUACUCCAUAGAAUGAUGUGCACUCCUGAUGGGUGAGGGGCAGGGGCAGUGUGGGAGGAAUUGGUUACUCCUUGCAGUCUGUGGCUUGCAUUCCUUACUGCUUUCUAUACGUUUCAAAAUUAUGACAGCCUCUGGCUGGGUCUGGGUCCAGAUUAGGAUUUAAACUGAUAAAGGAAAAUGUUGGUAAAUCCUCUGCUCAGAAAUCAUUUAUCAUGUUCUAUUUAAGGAUUUGAUUUAUUUAUUGAGGGCUUUUAGAAGCUAACCCCCUUAAGUAUUACUCUUCUGAAUGCUAGUUCUCUUUUAUUCUUGAUGCCCUAAGACAACUGAAUCUGGCAUCUGGGGCUAGGGUCUGCCAGUCUGUACAUUUUUUUUCUUCUUUUCUGAGAAAUUCUGAACACAUAGAUCUCUUUCCUAAACUGACAUUUUCUAUUUUGACUGUUUUCAUACUAUAACCAGGUAAAGGGACUUCUUUCAGAGAGCUUUAUACUGCCUGACCAAAGAACAAAUCUGAAAAUCAGCAUUUUAAAGUUUUUUUUUUUUUUUUUUUUUUUUUUUUUUUUCAGUUAAACCAAAGUUUAAGUGAGGAGGAUUUUUGGCUUUUUAUAUCCAGGAUCAACUUGUCUUUUUGUAUCCAUCAAGUAUUAUAGGGGAAGGAUAUGAAAGUCAUGUUACAACUGGGUACAGUGGCUCACACCUGUAAUCCCAGCACUUUGGGAGGCUGAAGCAGGUGCAUCACUUGAGGUCAGGAGUUUGAGACCAGCCUGGCCAACAUGGUGAAACCCUGUCUCUACUAAAAAUACAAAACAAUUAGCUGGGCAUGGUGGCGCACGCCUGUAAUCCCAGUUACUCAGGAGGCUGAGGCAGGUCAAUCACUUGAACCGAGGAGGGGGAGGUGGCAGUGAGCCAAGAUCUUGCCACUGCACUCGAGCCUGGGUGACAGAGUGAGACUUUGUCUCAGAAAAAAAAAAAAAACCUCAUGUUACACAUCUUGUUGCUGUUAUUGUUCCUUUUUUUCUUUUCUUUUUUCAUGACUACUUUUGUGCCAGUGUUAAACAUUUUAAUUCUUUAAAUUGCUCCUUUUACUGGUAAAGAUUCUCAAUCCAAAAUCUCCUGGGUGUCUUGUCAUCAGCUGUGGUAUGUUUGUGCACAUUAUGAGUAGCGGAGGAUGUAAGCAAUAUUAUUGUUUGUGAAGUUUUGUUUUUAAUGUCGAGUAUAAGUUAUGUUUAGUCACUAUCAGCAUCUGAGGGCUUUAAUAAGCCCUUGAGAUAUCCUAAAGUUUUUUUUUUUUUUUUUUUUACUUUUUUAAAGAACAGAAAGAUGAAUGAAAGAACCAAGGAGAGGGCUGGGCGCGAUGGCUCACGCCUGUAAUCCCAGCACUUUGGGAGGCCGAGACAGGUGGAUCACAAGGUCAAGAGAUUGAGACCAUCCUGGUCAACAUGGUGAAACCCCGUCUCUACUAAAAAUACAAAAAAUUAGCUGGGCAUGGUGGCGCAUGCCUGUAAUCCCAGCUACUCGGGAGGCUGAGGCAGGAGAAUUGGCUGAACCCAGGAGGUGGAGGUUGCAGUGAGCUGAGAUCGCGCCAUUGCACUCCAGCCUGGGUAACAAGAGCGAAACUCCGUCUCAAAAAAAAAAAAAAAAAAGGAAGAACCAAGGAGAGAUGCAGCGACUUUAUUUAGCAUGUACAGUUUAAGAAGGAGGUUUUGGUAACUAAAUAAGGAGUCCCGUAAAAUCAAAUAUAUUGUCAACCUUUCCUGCACAUCAGUUUCCUACCAUAGAAUCCCACUGGAAUACCAGAUAGCUUUUGCACUGCUUUACUACUUAUUGAUGUAAAUGUGGGAUUUGUAAAAGUCACAAGCUUAUAGGCAAUGAACUUACCUGCUAGUCUUUUUAUUUUGGCUUGCAUAUAGUCACUGCAAAUUCAAAUGUCAGUCAGCACCGCAUUUAAAAUAUAUCGAUAUCACUUUGUUGGUGCACAGUUAUUUCAAGAUAAUUGUAAUUUUGUUACAAGUUUAUUUUGGAUAGACAGACCUCCUGUGAUCUAUCCAGGACCUCUGUACUUUCUAAAGAACAAAAUGUUAUGUAUACAUGGUUGGGUGUCUCUUCUUGAAUCUGUAAUAUAAAUCUAGGGUCCAGUCAUAUCCUAGGUAUCAUUAUUUAUCCAAGUACUUGGAGGAAUACAAGUACAUAUAUACAGUCAUUUUUGAGAAUAAGUAGAGAUUGGGGCAUACAAGAAUAGUUUAAUACACAGUUUAACAUGGCCUGAUUGAAGACUCUGAUGGCAUUCAAACAGAUGUCAGUUAACCAUGACUACCAAAGCCAAUCAUCUGAGUUAAUCAAUAGAGGUGUGACUAGUCCUUAGCACUUUUUCCCAUUCCUCUUAUUAUUCAGCAUUGCUGUUACCCAUUUCAGGUUUAUAAGACCUCUUGCAGCAGCUCACAUCAGAAACCAGGAAAUUUUUAGCUAGGAGACAUCAAAAGCAUAUAGGAAGAGGGGACCAAGUGCCAGUGGCAGUUUCUCCUCCCAUCUUUUUUUUUUAAGCUUUAACCUAGCAGGGGCAUGAACUUUAUAGCACUUUUUAAACUUUCUGCUUUGCUUUGGAUAAGAAAUCUUUACUUUAAAAAAAGCUGCUUGUCAGCCCAUCGAAGUGGCUCACACUUGUAAUCCCAGCACUUUGGGAGGCUGAGGUGGGUGGAUCACAAGGUCAGAAGUUCAAGACCAGCCUGGCCAAUAUGGUGAACCCUCGUUUCUACUAAAAAUACAAAAAAUUAGCCAGUGUGGUGGCAGGUGCCUGUAAUCUCACCUACUCAGGAGGCUGAGGCAGGAGAACCACUUCAACCUGGGAAGCAGAGGUUGCAGUGAGCCAAGAUCGCACCACUGCACUCCAGCCUGGGUGACAAGAGCGAGACUCUGUCUUAAAAAAAAAAAAGCUUCCAGUCUCCAGAGCUCCGAAAAUACUGCUUAUUUGAAGAAUCCAUCCAUUUUAGUGCUUUAGUCACUAUCUUAAACAUUCAAGAUAGGGUGAGGAUUUUCAAACAGGAUUUUUUUUUUUUUUUUUUUUUGAAACGGAAUUUCGCUGUUGUUACCCAGACUGGAGUGCAAUGGCACUAUCUCGGCUCACCGCAACCUCCGCCUUCUGGGUUCAAGCAGUUCUCCUGCCUCAGCCUCCCAAGUAGCUGGGACUACAGGCGCACAUCACCAUGCCCAGCUAAUUUUUUUGUAUUUUUAGUAGAGACGGGGUUUCACCUUGUUGACCAGGAUGGUCUCGAUCUCUUGACCUCAUGAUCCACCCACCUCGGCCUCCCAAAGUGCUGGGAUUAUAGGCGUGAGCCACCGUGCACAGCCAGGAUUCUUGCUUCUGUAGUCAUGCAAGGUAAACAGAAGCAUCCACGUAACCACUAAGGGUUCUAUGUGUUUCAUGCCCCUUCAGAGGCUAAGGAGUUGAACAUACUUCCAAUGAUUUGUUUCUUCAUGCCUUUCUCCUUUACUUGGCCUGCCUUUCUUUCUGUACCUUCAAGUUCUUGAUUUUAAAACUCCAACUCUAGAGAAAACCAAUAUAUGGUGGUGCUGGGCUUUGAAGAUCAGUAUAUCAGACGCCUUGGUUCUGUUUGUACACUUAGCCUUACAUUUCAGGAGGAGGCUUUUCAUUAGGGACUUAAGCUAGCUCCUUUGGCUUUUAACAUUUUUUCUUCAGUUUCUUCAUUACCUAAAGAAGCCUGCAUCUAAACUUCUCAAAUAGUUCAGCCUAGCCAAAUUUUCAUUUUUUAUUUUAUUAUUAUUAUUUUUUUAAUUAUUUUUUUUUUAUAAGAUGGGGUUUCACCAUGUUGGCCAGCCUGGUCUUGAACUCUUGACCUCAGGUGAUCCACCUCGGCCUCCCAAAGGAUUACAGGCGUGAGCCACUGCGCCCAGCCCUUAUUUUAUUAUUAUUAUUAUUUUGUAGAGACAGGGUUUCUCCAUGUUGAUCAGGCUGGGCUCAAACUCCCAACCUCAGGUGAUCCGCUCACUUUGGCCUCCCAAAGUGCUGGGAUUACAGGCGUGAGCCACCGCAUCUGGCCAAGCUAGCUGAAUUUUCUAGUGUGUAAUACAGUUUGCUACCUUCUUAUUGGUGAAAACCAGGGUGAUGAGUGGCUUACUUAGACAGAUUUCCUGAUUUCUCAGGGAGGAAAAAAGUGAUGACAUUUACCACUACUUUUCUGUUUUUCCCCUUUUUCCAAACUGAUAAGGAUUUCUGGUUCCUAGCUAUCCUGGAUUGGGCAACAGUACAGAACUGCUGGUCAUGCUGUAGGCUGUGAAGAAAGAAUGUGGGUGGUUCUUAGAUUUUCAAGAAUUUGUAGGGUUAGGGGCAUUUGUUCUCUUGUAUGAACCAUUGCUGUGACCUACCAGGUAUCUUUCCUCUCUUAGUGUUCUAGGUAAGCCAAUGAGUUUUAAUCUCUGCUUGCUAUAACUGUGUGCUUAGAAAAAGAGGUGAGAGUAGUGGUUUUCCUUCUAACUGUCCACAUUCAUGAAGAUUAUGAACUGUUAAGACAGCCAGAGCAAGAUAGACCCUGUCUCUACAAAAAAAUUUUCUAAAUUAACCGGGCAUGGUGUUGCCUGCCUAUAGUUAGUUCCACCUGUGUGGAGAAUCACUUGAGCCUGGGAAGCCAAGGCUGCAGUGAGCCAUGAGUGCACCACUGCAAUCCAGCCUGGGUGACAGAGUGAGACCCUGUCUCAAGAAGAGGGAAAGAAAAUUGUCAGGACCCAGAUAUGGAUGCACACCUGUAAUCCCAGCUACUUGAGAGGCUGAGGCAGGAGGCCUUCUUGAGCCCAGGAAUUUGAGCCUAGCCUGGGCAACAUAGCAAGACCCCAUCUCCAAAAAAAAAAAAAGAUGUUUGUUAAAUAAGCUGAGCCCAAAGGAGUUGGGAAUGGGAGAGGUAUAACAAGCAAAGAUUAUUUUUGGCUACUAAGCCAAUAAUUUACAGAAUUUUUUUUUUUUGAGAUGGAGUUUUGCUGUUGUUACCCAGGCUGGAGUGCAAUGGCAUGAUCUUGGCUCACCACAACCUCCACCUUCUGGGUUCAAGCAAUUCUCCUGCCUCAGCCUCCCGAGUAGCUGGGACUACAGGCACGUACCACCAUGCCCAGCUAAUUUUUGUAUUUUUAGUAGAGACGGGGUUUCACCGUGUUGACCAGGAUGGUCUCAAUCUCUUAACCUUGUGAUCCACCCUCCUCAGCCUCUUAAAGUGCUGGGAUUAUAGGCAUGAGCCACCAUCUCCAGCCAGAUUUAUUUUUAAUUUUCAGCCCCAGAACCCACAGAUACGCUGCUGCUUGCUUCAUGUGGAUGCUCAGUGCCCAGCAGGCAUCUUAAUCCAUUAAACCAGUUUUUAAAAAUGCCUUCCAUGUGGAGAAAUGCAUGUCCUUUUCUCUCCUCAACUUUAUCCACAUGAAAUGUGUGCCCAUGGCGGGGCACAGUGGCUCACGCCUGUAAUCGCAACACUUUGGGAGACUGAGGUGGGCAGAUUGCUUGAGGCCAGGAAUUUGAGAACAGUCUGGCCAACAUGACGAAACCCUGUCUCUACUAAAAUUACAAAAAUUAGCCGGGCAUGUUGGCGCAUGCCUGUAAUCCUAGCUACGUUAGGAGGCCGAGGCACAGGAAUUGCUUGAACCCAGGAGGCAGAUGCAAUGAACCAAGAUUGUGCCACUGCAGUCCAGCCUUGGCAACAGAGGAAGACUCAUCUCAAAAAAAAAAAUAAGUGUGCCCAGGCCCCUAGCCAUUGCCAUGUGCCCAGCCAGAGAGCCAGAGGGCUGGCUUCCAUUGUUACACAGAAGAAAUGCUAGCACUAGCCGAUGAUACCUUUGCUUUUAGUUAUAUAGAAAAUGCUGUUGUUCCUUUUGUCGUUUCCAGUGACUUCUGUUUUCCAGGCAGCUCUUUUCUAGGGAGGAAACCAAAGGGGCUAGUUUAAGCCCCUAAUAAAAAUGUUUAGUCUCUGGUGAGUUCAGAAGUGUCAUAUUUACAGUCCACCCUUGGGAGUGGCUUGGUGGGGAGCUGUGGACCGGGUUUUGUUUACUGCAUAGUGUACAUGAUAAAUGGCCUUAAACUGUGAUUCUUUCUGAUAGGAUAAGUUAUGAUAAAAUGACCUUAAAGAAUGCAAUAGCUUUUAAACUGCAGUUACUGUGUUCUUAAUGAAGCAAUAUCCAAAGCUCUGUUCUUUUGGAGCAUUUGAGGGGAGGUUGAAUGAAAGUUGCAAAUAAGAGUAGCACCUUGAUCUUAUAGCUUUCUGAGUGUCCUGCCUCGUUGCCAUCUGCAUGGAUGAGUGAAUCCUUCUAUGCACGAGGAGACUCAAGCCAACUCAGAGUCUGCUUUUCCCAAUAUUAUUCCCAGGUUUCUUUUGCAAAGCUUGGUCAUUUGGCCCAGGCCUUCCUGGAAAGUGGAGUACAUGUCACUGACUAGGGUGGCGUGAUGUCUUUACCCAUGUUACCUCAGUGGUUUGAAGCCAGUAGUUGGAAUUAUAAAAAGCAUCCUUGCUGGUUCUUCACAGGACGCUGGAAACCACCCUGUCGAUUCAGCCGGCCUGCCCACACAGUCUUGAUGAUCCCUCUCUGUGAUAGGCAGCUAACAUUAAGAGAAGGGGGAAAGAGACAGAAGAGAGCAAUAGCUUAUGGCAGAGUCAAGAUCUUAUUUUUUUGGCCCAUGUUUUUCCCUUGACCAAGUUACCUGUAAACAAAUUUGCAAGGGGAUGCGGUGUUGAUAACACCUUUCUAUUGCUGUAAUGUUCAUAUAACCUGGGAAACUGAGAGAAGGGGAAGUGUAAAUAAAAGUUAAAAAAUUUUAAUUAUGUGUUGAAAUGUCACUCUCUCUUAUCCUGUCUCCCUUCUUUGCCGGAUGAUUUUUUAAUUUCUAUUUUGUAUCUUAUUGGAUGACUGUGAAGCUAUGAGUAGUGGGUUGGGGUAGGUGUGUGGAUUUUGAGAGUGCAUGUUAAGAACGGAAGGGGAACUACUUGAGAUGACUUAAGCAGCAUCCCAUGCAAAUAUCUUAUUUUGCCCUAAUAAAAUAUUCAGAAACAUA